GGGUGGGACAUGAAGAUGAAUGGAAAUACAGCGGAGCAAAGAUGGGAUUAUAAGUUUUUUGAACAAAGAUUGCAUAGAUCCAAAAGUCGAGGUGGUUGUUGGGCCUCCAGCCAUCUAUCUUGAUUAUACACGAAAAAAUGUUGAUAAGACCAUUGGAGUUGCCGGCCAGAAUUGUUACAAAGUAUGUUCUGGAGCCUUUACAGGAGAUAAUAGUGCUGCGAUGAUAAAAGAUGUUGGAUGUGAAUGGGUAAUUCUGGGUCACUCCGAGAGGCGUAAUGUGUUUGGAGAGUCUAGUGAAUUGAUUGGAGAAAAAGUUAAAUGCGCACUGGAAACUGGGUUGAAGGUUAUACCGUGUGUAGGAGAGAAAUUGGAGGAGAGAGAGGCUGGUAAUACAGAAGCUGUAGUAUUUGAACAAAUGAAAGCAAUUGUAGAUAAUAUCAAGAAAGAAGAAUGGGACAAGGUAGUCAUUGCGUAUGAACCAGUCUGGGCAAUAGGAACAGGUAAAACUGCCACGCCAGAGCAAGCCCAAGAAGUUCAUCAGAAACUUCGAGAAUGGCUGUCAAGUAAAGUAUCUGCAGAUGUAGCUAAAAGUGUUAGAAUUAUUUAUGGAGGAUCUGUAAAUGCUGGUAACUGUAAAGAACUCGCAAAGAAGCCAGACAUCGAUGGUUUCCUUGUGGGCGGAGCUUCCCUCAAACCAGAUUUUGUAACAAUUGUUAAAGCUAGAUCUUGAACUGAUUAAACGCCAUAGAAGCCCAGAAUUAUGAUACUUAACUUCAGUAGCAUAGGUGAUGAUGAUGAUGAUGAUGAUGAUGAUGAUGACACUGUUCAGUACUUUUACAGUCUGUGUUGCUUUAUAGUGCUAUAGAUAUUUAACACUAAGAUUACAAAGUUACUUUUUAUUUCUUAAAAAGAAUGUUUGUGCUCUUUGCUGUUUUGCUUUGGCGUGUUCCAUUCUUAAAAUGGAGAACAUUCCAUUAUUUUAUUAAUGAAAAGAGAUACUUCCAUUUUAAAAAGAUUUUGCAUAAUUAAUGACAAAUGUUUUUAAAACAUUUGAACUACUAUGAGGUGCUGAAUCUUAUUAGAUAGUCUGUACACUGUAUUCAUUUUGUUUUGCUUCUGUUUACACAAUAAGUACAAGGAUUAAACUCA
This is a messenger RNA of Mercenaria mercenaria, 1149 nucleotides long. RefSeq names its product triosephosphate isomerase-like. Bases 20 to 730 code for a protein of 236 amino acids. The transcript is spliced from 6 exons. Gene Ontology annotation, cellular component: cytosol. Gene Ontology annotation, biological process: gluconeogenesis; glycolytic process; glycerol catabolic process. The record is from RefSeq and is a predicted model, not a curated record. Gene Ontology annotation, molecular function: triose-phosphate isomerase activity. NCBI's taxonomy places the organism in Eukaryota, Metazoa, Mollusca, Bivalvia, Venerida, Veneridae.